CCUUUCUUGUAUUACAUGUUGUGUUUUUUUUUAGAAAAGGAGGAUCACCCCCGGCCUCUUGUAUUACAUGUUGUGUAACCUUCAUUGAUAUAAAGGUGAUCACUGCAAUAAUUUAUGUUCAACAAUCCAGUUUGUUACUUGUGUAUCUUGUGAUGUGUUAACUAUCUGGGUUUAUGAAAAUUAAAUUCUCUAUGUUUUACCAGUUUAAUAGGUAAUGCUACAUGUUUUACUUAGACAACUGAGAACAUUAAGUAGAUGACUUGAAAGAUGAAACAUCAUGCUCUAUUAGAGUUGUUGUCUGCUACAUUUACCCACUUUUAGGUAUUUGUUUCUAUCUUCAGAGUGAAAAAGUAAUGCAUAGUCAACUUCAAUUUGCUAAAGAAAAUUAUCUAACUAACCUUGUGCGAAAUCAACCCUGAAAGAUCAGUAAAUUUACCAGCUUAGUAUUUUCUCCAGGUUGGAAAAUUACAGGCAAAGGGCUCAGCAUUGGUGUGGUCUCUCCAUAUAGUUCUCAAGUUGAUGCAAUUAAAGGCAGACUUGGCAAAAAAUACGACACAUGUGAUGGCUUUCAUGUGCGGGUCAAGUCCAUUGAUGGUUUCCAAGGAGAAGAGGAUGAUAUUAUAAUACUAUCAACGGUUAGAUCCAACGGGAACGGAGUUGUUGGAUUUCUUGCUGAUAACGGAAGAACAAACGUUGCUCUUACCAGAGCAAAGUGUGCAUUUUUUCGGGCCUUUGUUUUGUUACUGUUUAAAGUAUGUCAUGUUGAUAAUAUAAUUCAUCCAAUGAUGCUUUAUUUGAUGCAGGCACUGUCUUUGGAUUGUUGGGAAUGCUCAUACACUGUAUAAAAGUGGAACUGUCUGGACAGACCUUGUUGCUGAUGCUCAAAGACGUAAAUGUGUUUUCAAUGCCACUAAUGAUGCGGCCAUAUGUAAGUUGGUUUUGCAAGUAAAGCAAGAGCUUGAUGAACUUGAUGAUCUUCUUAAUGCUGAUUCGGCGGUUUUCAACAAUGCCAAAUGGAAGGUCAUUAUUAGCGACGAGUUUAGAAAGUCUUUCACCAAAAUGAAGUUGUCACAGCUCAGGAGGGAAGUACUCCAAAAGCUUAUCAAACUUGGCAGUGGUUGGAGGACAACAGUUAGAAACUUAGAUAUACCUGGUGUUUCCAAUCAUGCAAAAGUAUACAAGAUCAGGGACCUUUAUCUUAUUUGGAACAUUGACAUGGAGAAAAGGGAAAGAAAGUAUAUCCAGAUAAUAAAAAUUUGGGACCUACUCUCACAACAACAUGUUGCAAGAACAGUUCAACGUCUCGAGGUUGUUUUUUCCAUGUACACAGAUGAUUACCUGGAUCAUUGCAGAAGAGUGCAGACACUUGGGAAACUGGAGGUUCCUAUGGUUUGGAAUGUUGAGCAUGAUAUUAUUCGCUUUAAGAAGGAUUGCAGAACUGAUGCUCAGGAAGAGCGUGAUGUCGUGGAUGCAUCACAUGCCAUGGAAAAUUCAAAAGUUAGCGAAAGCUUCUUGCUUAUGAAAUUCUACUCGUUAUCCACUGGAGUGGCAAAACAUUUGCUGACAGCUUCUGAUGGUUCGGAAAUCGAUAUCCCCUUUGAACUGACUGAUGAAGAAAAGAUUAUAAUCCAAUUCCCGCUCACUAGUUUUAUACUUGGGAGGUCAGGCACUGGAAAAACCAUUGUAUUGACAAUGAAACUGUAUCGAAGAGAGCAACAGUCAUUGAUUGCCUCCCAGGGUCUAAAUUUGGAUGGUGAUGAUUUAUAUGGGAUGGAUGACAAAAAUAUUAUGGCACUGAACGACAUAGGAGAAAGUUUUGUGAAACAAGUGUUUAUAACUGUAAGCCCAAAGCUGUGUUCAGCCAUAAAUAAUCACAUUUCUGGACUUAAAAGGUUUGUUUGUGGUGAUGUCUCUAAUCAGACUAGCAUUCUUCAUAUGCACGACAUCUUUGAUGACCAGGAAGAGUUCACAGAAAUACCUGAGAGUUUUAGCAAUCUACCUCAUGAGCACUAUCCUCUUAUUAUAACAUAUCGAAAGUUCUUGAUGAUGCUUGAUGGAACAUGCCAGACGUCAUUUUUUGAUGUGUUCUAUGGCGAACUGAAGUCUAGUGUUGAUAGAGGGCAUUCAAAAUCUCAUGCGCUGGAAACGUCUAUUGAAUUGAAGGAAGUUACCUAUGAGAAAUUUGCUGCUUCGUAUUGGCCUCGUUUUAAUGCAGACCUGACCAAGAACCUUGAUGCAUCCACUGUCUUCACUGAAAUAAUUUCUCAUAUAAAGGGUAGAUAUCAAGCAAGCAUGCCUUACACCGGCAAUCUUGGAAGACAAGAUUAUGUGAUGCUCUCAGAUAAAAGAUUUUCAUCUCUGAACAGCGAGAAGAGAGAUAGGAUUUACAAUAUUUAUGUUGAUUAUGAGAGUAUGAAAUCCACUGACAGAGAGUUUGAUUUGUCAGAUUUCGUCAAUCGUCUUCACAUCAAUCUUGUAUCCGAGGGCUACAAAGGAGAUCUGGUGGAUUUUGUUUACAUAGAUGAGGUGCAGGAUCUAACCAUGACACAGAUAGCACUUCUUAAGUAUGUCUGCUGGAACUUCAAGGAAGGCUUUCUUUUUGCUGGUGACACGGCCCAGACUAUAGCAAGGGGUAUCGAUUUCAGGUUUGAAGAUAUCCGUUCACUUUUUUAUACUGCAUUUCUCUCAGAAACUGAAACGUUUAAUCAAGGACUUCGACAUGGAAAACAAGUCCAACUCUCUGACAUGUUCCAACUGUCUCAGAAUUUCCGCACGCAUUGUGGCAUCCUUCACAUGGCACAAAGUAUCAUGAGCCUUCUGUACUUCUUUUUCCCGUCAAGUGUUGACAAGCUUAAUCCAGAGACUGGACUUGUAUAUGGAGAAGCUCCCGUGCUGCUGGAAUCUGGUAAUGAUGAAAAUGCAAUUAUGACUAUAUUUGGAGAAACCAAAAGUAAGCAUGGUAACAUGCAUGGGUUUGGUGCUGAGCAAGUCAUAUUAGUUCGUGAUGAUGCUACCAAAAAACAAAUUGUUGAUCUUGUUGGUAAACAGGCUCUUGUUUUGACUAUUGUUGAAUGUAAGGGCCUUGAGUUCCAGGAUGUGCUGUUGUACAACUUUUUUGGCUCGUCGCCCUUAAGAAACAAAUGGAGAGUUCUGUACGGCUACAUGAAAGAUAAAGAUAUUAUAGCACAAUCUGAGGAGAUCUCUCAUCCGGGUUUCGACAGAAGCAAGCAUCAUCUUCUAUGCUCAGAGCUGAAGCAACUCUAUGUUGCAAUCACACGCACGAGGCAAAGACUCUGGAUAUGUGAGAAUACAGAUGAUUACUGUCGACCGAUGUUUGACUAUUGGAAGAAGUUGUGUCUUGUAGAGGCUAGAUUACUUGAUCCUUCCCUCAUUCAAGCAAUGCAGACAGGAAGCAGUACGGAUGAUUGGAGGCUACGGGGAAUCAAGUUAUUCAACGAGAGGCAAUUUGAAAUGGCUACAAUGUGUUUUGAAAAAGCUGGUGAUGCAUACAAAGAGAAGUGGGCAAGAGCUGCCAGACUUGUAGCAAUUGCUGAAUGUGCCACAUCCUCAAAAUUGGAGAAUGGCAAGGCUCCAAUGCUAACAGCAUCAGAGAUUUAUGAGUCCAUAGGCAUGCAUGAGAAAGCUGCUAUGUGCUAUAUGAAAUUAGGUGGCCACAAAAGAGCAUCAGAGAUUUAUGAGUCCAUAGGCAUGCAUGAGAAAGCUGCUACGUGCUAUAUCAAAUUAGGUGACUACAAGAAAGCAGGUAUGGUCUACAUGCAAAAAUGUGGUGCUUCCUGGCUUGAGGAUGCUGGUAUCUGUUUUGCUAGGGCUGAAUGCUGGUCGGAGGCAGCUGAAGUGUUCUUCAAAGCUAAAUGUUACCCUGAGUGUUUCUCAAUGUGCUCGAAAGGAAAACUAUUCAAUCUUGGCUUGCAGUUCCUGCAACAGUUGGAGGAGGAACAUUUGCUUCAGAAUUCAAAAUCCUUAGAGGUUUCUGCUAUUAGAAAGACGUAUCUUGAAAAUUGUGCUCAGCAUUAUUCUGAGUGUGGUGACAAAAGCGUAUGAUGCCUUUUGUUAAGGCUUUCAGUUCUAUGGAUCAUGUACGGGCAUUCUUGAAGUCUAAGAAUCUUCUUGAAGAACUGUUUAGCCUAGAGGUGGAUAUGGGUAAUUUCCUUGAAGCUUCA
This is a messenger RNA of Aegilops tauschii subsp. strangulata, 4181 nucleotides long. RefSeq lists its product as uncharacterized. The record is from RefSeq and is a predicted model, not a curated record. Gene Ontology annotation, molecular function: protein binding; ATP binding. Lineage: Eukaryota; Viridiplantae; Streptophyta; Magnoliopsida; Poales; Poaceae.